AUGGAGAAAUCAAAGGGAAUUUCACAUGUUCGUGUGGCGUUCUGGAUUAUGUGUGUUGCUGCUUUUAUGCGCAUUUGUUAUGGCGAUCUGAGCUAUUCCGUGUCUGAAGAAAUGAAGAAAGGCACUGUGUUUGGGAAUAUAGCAAAGGAUCUUGGUCUUGGUGUUAAAGCACUGUCCGCACGUAAGGCUCGGAUUGACAUGGAAAGUGAGGACAAGCGUUUUUGCGAUCUUCAGGGUGGAGACCUGGUUAUUACAGAAAGAAUAGACCGCGAAGAGCUCUGCGGAUCCAAGCUAUCGUGUAUGCUAAAUUACGAAUUCGUUUUGGAGAACCCAUUGGAAUUGCAUCGGAUUACACUGCAAAUUGAGGAUGUAAAUGAUAACUCGCCUCGUUUUCCAAAGAAUGAAAUAAAACUGGAAAUCAGGGAAUCUGCCAUAAAAGGCGCUCGUUUCCCUUUGGACGAAGCGCACGAUUCCGACGUGGGGCGGAACGGAAUUCAAAGUUAUUCCCUUGAGAAAAACGAUUAUUUUAUCCUAUCUGUGCAUUCCAAUUCAGAUGGGGGUAAAUAUUGCGAGUUAGUUUUAGAUACAGAGCUUGACCGGGAACAACAGCAGGAGCUGUUAUUAUUGCUUACAGCCAGUGACGGAGGCUCUCCACAAAGGUCUGGCACUACACUCAUACGUGUUAUUGUCCUUGACGCAAAUGAUAACCUUCCAGUAUUCAGUCAAUCAGUUUACAAAGUCAGUCUACCUGAAAACUCUCCUGUGGGCACUGUGGUGUUGACUGUUAGUGCUACAGAUGCAGAUGAAGGGGCUAAUGGGGAGGUCACCUACGACUUCAGCCGCAUAUCUGAUAAAGCUGCCAGACUUUUCUCUAUCGAUGAAGUGACAGGAGAAAUUAGAGUGAUUGGCUCAAUAGACUAUGAAGAAAAAUAUGAAUAUGAAUUAAGAGUUCAGGCAAAAGAUGGUGCAGGGCUGGCCUCUCAGGCAAAAGUAAACAUAGACAUAACAGAUGUUAAUGAUAAUGCUCCUGUGAUACAUAUUAAAUCACUUAAUGUGCCAAUUCCUGAAAAUACAGCCCCAGGCACAGAAGUAGGGAUUAUUAAUGUGCAGGAUAAAGAUACAGGAGGAAACAAACAGAUCCGCUGUUCCAUUCAGCAGAAUGUUCCAUUUAAAUUAAAUCCAUCUAUUAAAAACUACUACACACUAGUUACUACAGCUGAUUUGGACCGUGAACUGAUAAGUGAUUAUAAUGUAACAAUCACAGCUGUUGAUGAAGGUUCACCACCAUUGUCUUCUUCCAAGACUAUUCAUCUCUCUGUCUCUGAUGUAAACGAUAACCCCCCUAUAUUUGAGGAGCAGUCCUAUAGUGCAUAUGUGACUGAGAAUAACAAACCUGGCUCCUCUGUCUGUUCUGUUACUGCGAGAGACCCAGACUGGAGACAGAAUGGCACAGUGUUCUACUCUCUGUUGCCCAGUGAGGUCAAUGGUGUUCCGGUCUCCUCAUAUGUAUCCAUUAAUGGAGACACAGGGGUGAUCCAUGCUGUGAGGGCCUUUGACUACGAGCAGUUCAGAAGCUUCAAAGUUCAGGUUGUAGCCAGAGACAAUGGUUCUCCCCCACUCAGCAGCAACGUGACUGUGAGUGUGUUCAUAACAGAUGAGAAUGAUAACUCUCCUCAGAUAUUGUACCCUACUCCAGAAGGAAACUCCUUCAUGACUGAGAUGGUUCCUAAAGCUGCUCUUUCUGGCUCGCUGGUCUCCAAAGUGAUCGCUGUUGAUGCUGACUCUGGACAGAAUGCGUGGCUGUCGUAUCAGAUCGUGAAGUCGACUGAUCCGGGACUUUUCACUAUUGGUCUCCACAGUGGAGAGAUCAGGGCUCAGAGGGACAUUUCUGAAUCUGACAGCAUGAAGCAGAACCUUGUGAUCUCAGUGAAAGAUAACGGACAGCCCUCUCUCUCUACAACCUGUGCCGUAUAUUUACUCAUCUCUGAUAACUUGGCUGAAGUUCCUGAACUGAAAGACAUGUCUUAUGAGGAGAGCAAUUCUAAACUCACAUCUUAUCUCAUCAUUGCUCUGGUGUCUGUUUCCACAUUUUUCCUCACUUUUAUUAUCCUGAUCAUUGCUGUGAGAUUGUGUCACAGGAGAAAGCCCAGACUGUUGUUUGAUGGAGCAGUAGCCAUUCCCAGUGCAUAUUUGCCUCCCAACUAUGCAGAUGUUGAUGGAACUGGAACUCUCCGUAGUGCUUACAACUAUGACGCCUAUAUGACCACAGGGUCACGUACCAGUGACUUCAAAUUUGUUACGUCCUACAAUGACAACACCAUGCCUGCUGGGAACACACUAAAGAAGAGUCCAAAUGACAACAGUGACUGUCUUGACUUUUUUGAGGAGGCAUCAAAGUUCUCCACUCUGGUAAUGCACUGAUUCAUUUUUAACUAAUGGCAGUAGUUAUAGAUAAAUUAUAUACAUUUGCAGGCAUGAUGGCAUGGCUUUAAAGAGACUUUUUGAAUUGCAUAUGUUUUUGUGUUUUAGCUGUGCUACCACUAAAGCAUUUUGACUGAUUG
This is a messenger RNA of Sardina pilchardus (European sardine), 2561 nucleotides long. Its product is annotated as protocadherin beta-15-like. Gene Ontology annotation, cellular component: plasma membrane. Gene Ontology annotation, biological process: homophilic cell-cell adhesion. The transcript has 2 exons. Bases 1 to 2421 code for a protein of 806 amino acids. NCBI's taxonomy places the organism in Eukaryota, Metazoa, Chordata, Actinopteri, Clupeiformes, Clupeidae. Gene Ontology annotation, molecular function: calcium ion binding. The record is from RefSeq and is a predicted model, not a curated record.